UAGCAAGUAUUCUUGAUCAGUCAAAAGUGUUUUGUAGUAAUUUCGCCAAUGAUAUGUAAAGAUUUGAAUAAAUUGAUAAAGUAAAGGAACAUUUUAAAUUACAUAAGAAAUUUUGAUCUUUGAUUGAGAUUUUCUAUUCAAGUUAAUAAGCUCUUAUUUAGCAUUAAGAAAAAUAAAAUUGAUGGCUUUCGGUGAUUUUUUGUGUUCGUUACAUUAGUGAAUUUCAUGAAAUUUUGUUUGUUUUGAAAUAGGAUUUAUUACCAUGUUUUCGCGAAUGGGACGAAGUUUUCAUUCGUCUGGAAUUUCUACGCAUGUCUGAAAUGAUGCCCAAGGCGGCGAAGAUUCUGUUUGCACUUUCUAACCUCCCAUUUACAAAGGGAUUUUCGAAAUAAUCAAAACGGCAGGGUGAUGCCAAUUAAUAAACAAUCCCGGUUAAUUAAACGUGUAUUCAGAGAGCAGUUAUAAACCGAGUAAAACCAUUCAACAUAUUUUGUAUUUUUUUUUAGAAAUCAAGCGAUUUUGGAGUACCCAGUUAAAUGAAAUAGAUCAAUCGAUGGUAUGUAAUUGAGUGGCUAUCGAAGUCGUUCGCGUGCCAAUGGAUGGAUGAUCCUUUGAAAAUCGUUGGCCAGUUUUUGACUAUAAUUGAAUUAUUGGUGUAACAUACAGCUUUACGUGCCUUCGAACAAGCAUUAUAUUACGGAGUUUAUACUUAAGAAAGAUGUCUUCUAAAGAUUCGAUAAUUGGAUAAAGGAGAGGGAGUUAAUAGUCAAAGUGUAAAACUUAAAAAGGAUUUUUGUAGCGUUUAUCUAAAUGAUAUUUAAAUGGAAUAUUUAUUUGAACGAUUUGAGCACGCAAACAUAAGACAAACCGAAUGAUAUAAAGUAUGCCAAUUAUUUAUUUUUACGGUUAGAAAAAAAAAGAAAAUAACUGAAGCAAUAUUGAGCUAAUUCUGAAUGAAUGGUGCAAGAAAAAUAAAAGAAUAACUUCACGACAUCAAAGGACUUUAGGACGUUCGGUGAAAAUUAAGUGAUUUAAAUACGGGUAUAUGAACACAGACGCAAAGUGAGAGUUCUGAAACCACAAUAAAAAGAUAUCAGCGCUUUUGCAUUGAUUUUUCACCAUCUGGGUAUUUCAUAAAAAGUUUAUUAAACCUAUUUAACAACUUACCAACGAUUUCUCAUACUUUGGAAAAUAUUUCUCAGUGUUUAUGAAAUUUCUUAUGAGCUAACAUAUAAGAAAUGCAAAUUACAUAAAUCAAAUUGUGAUAUUAUAGCAUCAUCAAAACAAUAAUAUUUUUAAAAGGGACAUAGGUAAAUAAAAUUGGACUGACGAUAUUAAAGAAGCCAUUAGGAAAGAAACAAAAGCUGCAAUCGGAUUGUCUAUACCUUCUGAGGGAGCGCCACCUUUCGAAGUAUCUUCGUUAAGAUAUACAUAGGUGUCCAAGAGGAGAAAGUGAUACGCAGUUUUGCAUACUGUUUCGUAGACGCACGAGAAAUCUUUUAAUGCACGAAUAAGUGGCGGACAACAUAUUUGGUGAUACAGAUUCUUCUUGUGUUUGUGUUUAUUUUCAAAAUCAAUUUGAUAUUUCAACUAAUUUCAAAGGUGAUAUAAAAUCUUACGCAACGAGCUAAAUGUUAUUGAAAAGAACUAUUUGUGACAGUGUAAAGAAAAAGUUGAAACAAUUAGGAACAUGAAAGUUGUAUCCUGGUGCUUAUUGUUAUUACUGUUGUUCCAAAUUACGACAGGAAAGAAGCGACGUCAUAAAGGAACGCAGUGGUGGUCACUAGCUAAAACUGGAGAACCAUCCAACGAUUUGUAUUCACCCACUGCCCAAGCUCAUAUUUUUUCAUCCCCAACUUUACUGCCACUUACGAAAAAACAGAGGCGACUGGUUACGAAAAACCCUGGGACGAUUCUUGCAAUAGCCAAAGGUGCCCGGAUGGCCGUCGACGAGUGUCAAAACCAGUUUAAAGACAGGCGGUGGAACUGUUCCAUUCAAGAAAAUGGACACGGUGGUUCAAUAUUUGGAAAGAUAAUUGAAAGAGGUUGUAGAGAAACAGCCUUCAUCUAUGCAAUAACAAGUGCAGCAGUUGCUCAUUCUGUCGCGCGCGCAUGCGCGGACGGAAGUAUAUAUACAUGUACAUGCAAUUAUAAUCUACGUCAGCCACAUGGCGUGGACUGGGAAUGGGGAGGAUGCAGCGACAACGCCAACUUUGGGAAGAAAUUCUCAAGAAAAUUUGUAGAUGUAGCAGAAAAAGGUCGGGACUUCCGCUACAUGAUGAAUUUGCAUAAUAAUGAAGCCGGUAGACGGCAUAUAAAGCGAGAGAUGGAGAGAGACUGUAAGUGCCAUGGAAUGUCUGGGAGCUGCACGAUAAAAACGUGCUGGAUGAGACUACCUGUAUUUAGAAAAGUUGGUGAUAUUCUUAAAGACAAAUUUGAUGGUGCAUCAAGGGUACUGCCAGGCAAUGAGGGACGCAACGAUGCCGAAGCAAAUAACAAUGGCGGCCGAAGAGCAAAGAAAAAACUGAAGCUGGAACCAGCGGACCCAAAUCAUAAGCGGCCGGAUAAAAGGGAUUUAGUAUAUUUUGAGGAAUCACCGAACUUUUGUGAGGCCGAUGACAGUGUUGGUACUUUAGGGACAGUUGGGAGGGAGUGUAAUGCCACGUCAAUAGGUAUUGAUGGGUGUGACUUGAUGUGUUGUGGGCGUGGUUAUAAAUCAGAGACCUAUACUGUUAGGGAAAGGUGCAGUUGUACCUUCCAUUGGUGUUGCGAGGUGAAAUGUAAGAUAUGCACAAGGACAAAAAUCAGACAUACAUGCCUGUAGACAUGAGAAAAAGAGCCAGUAAAGGUAUAGGUGGUGCUAAUAAAUCUGUCACAUCGUGUUCGAGUAGAAUAUCAGAUAUUCAAGUGACUAGACAGUCGGAUUUACACACAUUUGCACGUGACAAUACAGGAUAUUGCACAAAUCGGGACAGAUGUUGGAUCAGACUUCAAACUCUGAUGACUUUCUGCUAAUGCUGCUGCAUUUUUGAUACAAUAUUUUAUGUAUAUGUACAUACAAAUAGAACUGACUGUAUCGUAGUGUUCAACUUUAAAAGUUACCUUUAUGCUAAGCUGUGCUUAUAUCUAUAGACAGAACAGUCGCUACUGAUCAACAGUAGCGAUCAACAGUAGCGAUCAAUAGCGAUCUAUAAUAGCGAUUGUGUUUCGUCCAAAUGUUAAAGCUAUGCAAGGUCUGUGUACAAAACAUAUACAUACAUUGACUGCCAUGUAGAAGUAAUGUUUAUUACAUUGUAAUGCACAUACUGUGACAUAUAAUGUUAGACCAAGUGUCAUGUAUUUAAGUUAAAAUAUUAUUGUUGUACAUAAGUAUGGAUGGAAAUAUUUUGUUGACAUUCGUUAUGAAAGACUACACUAGAUAAAUGUUUUAUCGCAAGAUAUGUCAACUCCUUAAAGUAAUUUUCAUUUUUUUAUUAGAAUGAGUAUGCUUAAUUUUGUCUAGGAGCCUUAUGCUGUAUAAGCCAAAUUGGAAGCAACAAAAUUUGUAAUUUCUAUCCAGGGGGACACCUGGUGUUUUACUCCACUAUCCAAAGCUGGAAAGUCGUUAUGAACUAUAUUUGUGCCGAAGUGAUGUUUCACCCCACAAAAACAAACAAACAAAGAAAAAAGAAACACAAUUAUCACUUAAUAAUAUACAGUGUUUCGUAAAAUCUUGUGUACUUGGUCCGUAUCUCGUCAGUACCUCCCGAACCCACAGUAAUAAAUUGCGAAGAUAAAAUCGUUUCAAGCAUGCAAAGAAUUGGCUACAUUUCUUUAUCAAAGCAAUGACCAAGACCACAAUAAUAUUUUUGCAGUUGUCACGACAACGGACAAUUUCUUUUCUAAUUUGUAUGGAUUUGCUAAUUUCGGCAUUUCUUGGACUGCAGUGGUUAUUAUUAGAUAAGGCUUUCAAACACAACAUCUGAUAAUGAGGUGUGCUCUGCUUUCUUUACAGCUAUUUAAUAUUAAGGCUAGAAUGACUGUAAAAAUUAUGAACUGUAUGUAACAUACACAUGUACAGUUUACAUGUAUGCUCCUUUGCUUAAAACGAACAUGUUUCGGCAAUGGAAACUGGCUAACAAAGUUUCUAGGACAAUGUCAAAUUGAUUAUUGUCAGAUUACGUUAGCAUAUGUUGUGUCAUUAUCAUUUGCAUAAACCAUGCACAUGAUGUUAACGUCACUGUGCUCGUCUAGAUUCUAUUCAUGUAAAUGAACAGAAGAAUACCGCUUAUAGUAGUGCCUUAUUUGUAUAUGAAUGAAAAUAGAUUCGUCUGUAAAACUGCCCCUUAACCCACUGUUUGAUCGAUCUUAACAAUUAGAAGGGGUUUCGUGAACUGUAGAUUAAAGGUAUAACAUAUAUUCUACAGAUAAAAUCUUGUAGGAUCUUUUUGAAUUUUAUAAAAAAAAAAUAUUUAUAAUGUUAUUUUAUGGCCUAAAAUACAUUUCUUCCCUUGUAAAAUUCUGGUGGUAAAAUUAUGAUUUAGAUCCUUUUGUUUUUAGAAAUUUUACGAAAUUUUGACAUGUGAUUUUAUGCUAAGAAAUCCUGAAACUUUUUUUACAAUACAUUGCCAAACAAAGUCAAAUUUGAUUUGAGAAAAAUAGACAUUAAAAGGCUGAAAUUUGCUUCGGAAAAUAGCCUCACUAUAAAGUCAAAACUAUCCCGAAUAUUAUGAAAAUCUGCAAGGUUUUCAAAAGUUCAUGUGACCGCCCUUGCAGAUUUUUAGAACAAUGGAUGUAGAAUGUAUGAUUUGUAUUGUGAUAUACUAGUAGAUCUAUUUAUAGAGAAAUCAAGACAAAGAUGGCCCAACAGCCUUUUCAAGCAUUAAUCGCUUAAUACCACGCUUGCUGUUGUAUUACAGAAAGUAACAUUAAACUUAUUUUCGAAAGCUUGCUUUAAAGCCAUGGACGGUGCUCAUAACUUGUCCAUAUUUAUAAUGCAAUACUCGUUUGGUAUCAAAAUAUAAAUUGAAUUAACACAUGUUGUACAAAUUGUUGUUUUUGAACUGUUCUCCAGGAAAACUUGAGCUUUAAACCAUAAAAUAAAAAUUUUUACCCUCAAAUCAGCAAAAUGAAACUUGAGAUAUGCAGACCUUCUUCAAACAUUCUUUUGAAUUUAGAUUAAUUAACUUACCCCUCGUUUUACAAUGGUUUGGGCAGCUCUAUUCUAUUUUUAGAAUUUCUAUACGCCAUUAUUUACGUCGUCGACAUAUGACCUCAUAACAUUUUCAGUUCUUGUGGAGAACGGCUCAAUCAGUCGAUAUCGCAUAUUUUGUAUGACAAUUUGGAUUUGUCAUCCAUAGAUUCUAUUUUAUGUGCAAAUGUUAAGUUAUUGUCCCCGUUCCUGUCUGUAUCAUAUUGCAAUUUGUGAAAGUUUUGUACAUAUGUUUUCUAUAAUUUAUUGUUUUACAAAAAUGGUUAUGUAAAUAGCUA
Messenger RNA from Mercenaria mercenaria, 5469 nucleotides. Its product is annotated as protein Wnt-1-like. The transcript is spliced from 6 exons. Lineage: Eukaryota; Metazoa; Mollusca; Bivalvia; Venerida; Veneridae. The record is from RefSeq and is a predicted model, not a curated record. The coding region runs from base 1691 to 2824 and encodes 377 amino acids. Gene Ontology annotation, molecular function: frizzled binding; cytokine activity. Gene Ontology annotation, biological process: multicellular organism development; cell fate commitment; canonical Wnt signaling pathway. Gene Ontology annotation, cellular component: extracellular region.